UAUCUGCGAAGAAUAACAGUAGUCUCGUAGUGUUUGGAGCGCUGACAUGACAGUUUACUUUUGUGUUCAUAGCAUAGUAGCAGAAAACUGUAACAUUAUUGAACAUUCCCUGUCACACUAGUCAGCCAGUUGAACUCUAUCCAAAAUAAACUCAGAGGGGAAAAUAUUUGGCGUAGACGUCUGCCCUUCAAACAGAUAUUUUUCAAAUGCUGAGGCGAUUAAACAAGAGGUGUGAGGAAAAAUUAUUUAUCAGGUGGCUUGGAGAAGUAACUGGGCUCGUAGUGGUAGCUUAAGCUAGCUGUUGGCUAGAAUGCUAACGUUACCGUAUGUAGCUAACAGAAGCCGUUAGCUAACGGUAACGUUAUGCCUGACGACCCAUCAACAGCCGUUGGGAGUAACAUAGAAGCUGCUGCUUCUGUUGCCCUAACUAUUAACCGAGCAAUUUGAAACUGGGGUAGCGUUAGUUAGCUAGUUAGGCUAAACCGAGACUCAUAACUCUUUUUCUACGUUGCUUUUUUUGCCUCGAAUAACAACUCAAGUAUGGGGAUGUGCCUACCGUGCCUUGGUGGAGCUGCGGACGACGUUGUUGUCACUCCAGAUCCAGAGAUAAGAAGACGACAAUUAGCUGAGGCCGCUGAGAAGAGACAAAAAGAGACAACAUACAGGGGUGUUAAAAAUCCAGAAGCAGUCGAGAGGAAAAGAAAAAAACAGGAAGAGAUUGAGAAACAGGCGAUGACCACCUCUGUGUCUGGUGGCGGCGGGCUGAAGUGGCAGGUGGGCUGAAAAUCUAGAUGGUAAAACCUGAAGUCUUGACUCCGAAGUCCAACAACAUGAAGUAUUGCUGCAAGAUGACUUGAAAGAUGUUUGAACUGCUUUUUUAAAUUUAUUUUGCCUAUUUUAUGAUGUUAUGAGACAAACGGCUACAGUUGUCAUGCAAAACAAUCUGAAGUGAUAGAAGACGGAACAGCAAGACUUGCCCCCUUGUUGCCAAGUUAUACAAGCUGGUUUGGACCUUUCCACAAGUCACGGAUGACACAGAAAUGUGCAAGCAAAUACGCGUCCUACUGUAAUAGUUUUAUUUGACAAUUGAUUAGGCAGUCUUAGAAUGACUAACAUUAGAUAACACAAAGAAAAUGAUUCUUAAGUCCAGCCGUAUCUCCAGUGACUGUUGUCAUAUUGAGACAAAGCUGUCCUAAAGCUUUUUCACUACACUUUUUUGGUUUUCCAAGUCGAGGAUCAAUGUUCACUGUAAAUCCACAUUGGCCACAUUACUUUUUGUAUGACCUCUACAAAAAUCCUUUAUGCAUAUGACACAUUUCACAAGUCAAACACAAUUUAUGUUUACAAAGAAAUUGAAGAGUGAUUAUUGUAGGAUUAAUAUACAGUAAUAAGCACCCAGUUACCACUCAUUUCACCUUGUUUAGGGCUUUGUUGGCAACACAAAGACUACUGCAAACACUGCUAUAGCUUUGCCUGUCCCUGGGGUACUUUCCUGACCAAUGCAGUUCGCGUGUCACAUGGGAGUCCCUUGUUAAUGAGGAAGGCAAUGUGAGGUGUUGGUGUUUUGGUGAAAAAUGUGUCUGACAUUGUGCUGAGAAUAUAUGCCACCAGGUCUGUACUUGGUGCCACUUCAUUUAAUUGCUAAUUUGGUGUUUCAAUCAGGAAGCAUAUACUACACACUUGACAAAAUGUGCAGCAGCUACAGAAUACUGCUAAAUAUGUGAAACAACACUAAAACAUUCUCCAGCCAGUAAAAAUGAAAUGGAGGUGCACUAGGAUACACGCUUAGUGACCUUAUGCACAUUGUUCUUUGCACUGGUCUUUGCCAUUUCUUCUUUUAAUAGAGCCUUUUUUUUUCUCUCUGUACAAUUUGAGUUUGUUGCAUUGAAUUAUAAUGUAUGCAAAACACUGAUAUGAUGCCUGCUUAAUUUAACUGAGAUAUGAAAUGUGUUUUUGAAUUGCCACAUGACAAACAGAAGCUUUUGUUAGAUAUCUAUUUGCACCUAGUUUGUCAACAUUUGGUGAACAGCAAAUAUGCUUGCUCAUUCUCUGUGUUGGGAGAGAUUCAAGUCAGCUAUAAUGGAAACAGGAAGAAACCUGAAGGAAAAGAAAAAGUAAAGUGUGUAAAAUACGUAGUGAAGUAUUUACUUUGACUUGCUUAAUUGAGUGCAUUUCUUACAGCCUUCACUUGAUCCUUAAAUGCUUCUGGUGCUCUUCACAGUUUGUAGAACAGGAAAUCCAGCCAAUGUUAUUUGCUACAAUAAAUCACAUUUCUGCUA
Messenger RNA from Siniperca chuatsi (mandarin fish), 2279 nucleotides. RefSeq names its product small VCP interacting protein. Gene Ontology annotation, cellular component: endoplasmic reticulum membrane. Gene Ontology annotation, biological process: negative regulation of retrograde protein transport, ER to cytosol; negative regulation of VCP-NPL4-UFD1 AAA ATPase complex assembly; positive regulation of autophagy. The transcript is spliced from 4 exons. The coding region runs from base 541 to 783 and encodes 80 amino acids. NCBI's taxonomy places the organism in Eukaryota, Metazoa, Chordata, Actinopteri, Centrarchiformes, Sinipercidae. The record is from RefSeq and is a predicted model, not a curated record.